Messenger RNA from Aureococcus anophagefferens, 1710 nucleotides. RefSeq lists its product as hypothetical. Gene Ontology annotation, molecular function: acyltransferase activity. The coding region runs from base 1 to 1710 and encodes 569 amino acids. The record is from RefSeq and is a predicted model, not a curated record. NCBI's taxonomy places the organism in Eukaryota, Pelagophyceae, Pelagomonadales, Pelagomonadaceae. The transcript has 12 exons.
AUGAACACUGUGACAGCGAUAGCAGGAAUGACAUCGUCACGCGGGCGAUGCCACACGUUCGACCGCCAGGCUGAUGGAUACUGCCGUGGUGAGGGUUGUGGGGCUUAUCUACUUGCACUUGACUCUGGGAAUAAUGCUCUUUUGGGCUCGGCGGUGGGUGCCGCGGUUGGAGUUUUGCAUGGUCCAACAGAAGGCGCCGAGCUUGCGUUUUCAGUCCAAUGUGCAUCUCUGAAAUCAAAUAUUGGUCACUUGGAGGCGUCUGCAGCCGCGGCGGGUCUGGCUUCUGUAUUGCUCACAUGUCUCGGCACGUCGGGGGUGACUGCGAACGCGCACUUAAAACGGUCGCUUGGCUGCAUUUCAGUUAAACGCACACUUGUCCUCGACUGUAGCUGCGUCGUCUUUUGUGGUGCCUGUGGAACUGGUUGGCUCUUUGACACGCCCACUAUUGAGUCUUUAGCACCUCAUUUCAUGGCUUUGUGUAGUGUUAGCUAUUCGAAGGUCAAAACGAUUAUCGAGAAGACUUUGCGACGAUACACAGCGUCACCUAUCGACAUGCGUGACGGGCUUUGCAAACAUUUUGAAUUGAAUUUGAACUCGCGAGAGCUGGAUGAAAUACGGACGCGGCUCAGACUACCUGGUGGGUCUAUUUGGAUCAUCGCACUCAAUUUUGCUGCUUCCAGAUUGGCACUUGUUACUAUUUCAAAACAAUUAAGAUCGUGCAACUCAAAAUCAAAAGCCGCAAACCGACGAAUAUGGACACAAGGUGGUAGCUUGGCUACAGAUUCUCAGAAUGUCAUUGCCAAUAAUUAUGCUCUAAGCGCCAGACUUGGUCCUGCCCAUCAAAAAUUAUUUUGGGUCUAUGUGCGCACGCUCAUCACACUAUCAAAAACUAAUUCUGGGGAUGAACACGUGAAGCUCGAGCGGUCAGUCGAACAUGGAGACGAGCUGCUACGGGACAUAGGAUCAACCCACGUCCUCGAGGAAUAUGCGGGGAUGGUUGCACCUAAAUACAAGAAUAUGAUGCAUCGUAUGGAUCAUGCUCUGCGACAAAAGGACAUUGAGUUGCGAUCUUUUCGACGGCUGACGAUUCUGAUGACGUCUAUGGAUGGAUCAACCUAUUGCACAACUGAGCCAUAUCAAAGGGGUCUUGCAUUUUCAAGGGGGAAUGUCGGACGGGUGGAUACAGGUGAAGUCAUCCCACUCCUACUCUUCGCACACGGAGGAGGCUACAACCGAGGCAUUUGGACAUUGGUAUUGCGCGAACUUCAAAACAACUCACAUGAGCUUGUGCAUUGCUGCGAAGUCAUAGCAUUUGACUGGACCUCACACGGAUCUUCGCGGCAACUUUCGCCAGUUUUUGACCAAAACGACUGGGGAAAGAUUCUCGCUGGCGACGUUAGAGAACUCCUCGAUGACAUAGGCAGCAUUGGACGACCAACUUAUGGCGUUGGGCAUGGCAUGGGAGGUACUGGGUUUGCUUUGGCAGAGAUCGCAACACCCGGAACUUUCGAUGGCAUCUUGCUCCUCGAGCCAAUGAUAGCACAGCCGCAGGAACCUCCCACUAUUGCAGAGAAGGAGUCGUUAGCCGCAGCCAUAAUGAGUCGUCGUUCAAACCUUGACGAUUGCAAGAGUAAAAGAGAGGUGGCUGACUCCUUGAAGGCGUCAGAAUGUCAAAAUUGGCAAGAUGGCACAGUCGAAGCCUAUGUUUAG